Molecule: messenger RNA, 957 nt
Organism: Impatiens glandulifera
Lineage: Eukaryota; Viridiplantae; Streptophyta; Magnoliopsida; Ericales; Balsaminaceae
Exons: 5
Coding region: 1-957 (318 amino acids)
Source: RefSeq, a predicted model, not a curated record
AUGAUGAAUUUUCUUGCAUUGAUCUCUGCAUUUGGGUUAAUAGUCAUAGCCCAUUUGUUACACCAUGGAUUUACAGAGGCCACUACAACAUUUAUGUACUUGUCAAAAUCCAAAGGAACUGUUAAAACCAUCGAGACCGACUACGGAGAUAUUAUCGAUUGUGUUAAUAUCUACAAACAAAUCAGUUUUGACAAUCCAUUUAUUAAGAGCUCGCAACUCGAUCUUAACUUGGAGCAGAUGAAAAGGGAUAACUAUUUCCCCAAGAAUAAGUUUGUUCAGGACUGGCAUAUAUAUGGAGAAUGCCCAUUUCAAACAGUCCCUAUUCUAAGAUCCCGUAGACGUCAAACUUCCUCGUUUCAUUCACUUCCAGCCAUCAAAAAUGUUGCAUUUAGGAAUCAUGAGCAUGCAAUGGUCUCGAAUAAAAAAGGAAACUACUACGGAGGUUCUGCAAUAUUCAGUGUUGCAAAACCUCGAACUGAGGAAGGUGAUUUCAGUUCAGUGCAACUUUGGCUCGCAACUGAUCUUGGCACACCGAAAUCAAACUCUGUUGAAGCCGGUUGGAUAGCAAAGCAAACAGGUGACUGGUGGCUCAAAGUGGACAAUGAAACAAUAGGAUAUUGGCCACAUGAUCUUUUCAGCAAUUUAGGUGCAAACGCCAAUCAAAUUUUAUGGGGCGGAGAUGUCUACUCAAAACCUUCACGUCAUGAGUACCACACGACUACUCAGAUGGGUAUGGGGGCAUUUCCUAGAUAUUACAAAAUAGCUAGUCAUGUCCGCAAUCUUCAAGUCAUGAAGGAGCCAAACGAAUGGAAGACUCCUUAUCAUUGGUCUCUUAAAGAAAUUAUCUCAAACUCUAAUUGUUAUAACUUAAAAUUUCCAAGUAUUUUCAAAAGGAAAAAGGAUUGGGGGGUUUAUUUUUAUUAUGGAGGUUACGGACAUUCUUCCAAAUGUCCAUAA